AUGACUUGCCAAGCAUUUGCUUCAUCUGACACCUUUGUACCCUUGAAUUCUGACUCUUCUCCCUCUCUGCCUUUGAUAAUGCAUCACAGCGCUGCAGAGUGCCUGCCGGUUACUAACCAUGCCACCAAUGUUGUGUCUACAGCGACAGGCCUUCAUUACUCUGUGCCUUCUUGUCAUUAUGGAAAUCAACCAUCUACCUACGGUGUGAUGGCAGGUAGCCUGACUCCUUGCCUUUAUAAAUUCCCGGAGCAUGCUCUGAGUGCCAGCUCAUGUGCCCUAGGCCAUGGCUUCACACCCAUGCACCAGUCCCUCCUCACAGAGGAUCCCACCACCACAGACUUCAAGCAGGAGUUCCGCAGAAAGAGCAAGUCUGUUGAAGAGCCAGUUGAUAUGGACUCCCCUGAAAUCAGAGAACUGGAGAAAUUUGCUAAUGAAUUUAAGCUGCGGAGAAUUAAGCUGGGUUAUACACAAACCAACGUUGGAGAAGCACUGGCUGCUGUGCACGGCUCUGAAUUCAGUCAAACUACUAUUUGCCGGUUUGAAAACUUGCAGCUGAGUUUCAAGAAUGCAUGCAAGCUAAAGUCAAUACUGUCCAAGUGGCUGGAGGAAGCAGAACAAGUAGGAGCUUUAUACAAUGAAAAAGUUGGAGUGAAUGAGCGGAAGAGGAAGCGCAGAACCACCAUAAGUAUUGCUGCCAAAGAAGCCCUAGAGAGGCACUUUGGAGAACAAAGUAAGCCUUCUUCUCAGGAAAUUAUGAGGAUGGCUGAGGGGCUCAAUCUUGAGAAAGAAGUUGUGAGAGUUUGGUUUUGCAACAGAAGACAAAGGGAAAAAAGAGUGAAGACAAGUUUACAUCAGAAUGCCUUUAGUUCUGUUAUCAAGGAGCAUCAUGAAUGCCAGUAA
Molecule: messenger RNA, 900 nt
Organism: Indicator indicator
Lineage: Eukaryota; Metazoa; Chordata; Aves; Piciformes; Indicatoridae
Gene: POU1F1
Product: POU class 1 homeobox 1
Exons: 7
Coding region: 1-900 (299 amino acids)
Biological process (GO): regulation of transcription by RNA polymerase II
Molecular function (GO): RNA polymerase II cis-regulatory region sequence-specific DNA binding; DNA-binding transcription factor activity, RNA polymerase II-specific
Source: RefSeq, a predicted model, not a curated record